GAUAUAGCUCACGUAACCGUUCAGGAUCUAUUUUACGUUCAUGGUGAUUAAUUUCUAGUGUAGCGUUAGAAAAACGGAUGUAAGCCAAUUUAAUCAUGUGAUUAGACUACUUGAUGUAAGUUUUGAGUGUACAGCCUAAUGUCUCUAUUUAUAUGUGAUCAACAGUCACUCUAUUUAACACUCAGUAGUAUACGUUUGUUUGGCAACAGUGCAAAAAUAAGAAAUACGCUACAAGGGUAAAUAAAAUAUCUGUAGAACGAACUAUAUUCGUAUCUUGCGGACGAAUUUAUUUGCGCGUGUAAUACCUGUAUUUGGUGAUAUAGACAGUUAAUUAAAAGGAACAAUUAUGUCAUUGUUUGUAAGAAGCCUGAUUGUCGUCUGCAUUUGUGUCUACUCAUGCGAAUCCAGUAGAGUGAAACGGGGGUUCUGCUCCACGAGAAAUUUAAACAUAAGGAACGGAGAUUACCGAUUACGUUCCGGAAGUUCCGUGGUUGACUACACGUGCAAAUCUGGAUACCAUCUAUAUGGUAUAGACAGGGCAGUGUGCUUCGGCUCCAAGUGGUCCAGUGAUCCACCAAUUUGUAUAGCAAGCACUUGUCAAACCAUCUCGCCGACAGACACUUUGAAGAUCACCCAAGAGUUCGGUGGAGCCUUAUUAAAAUUCACAUGCGCAGCAAUGUAUCAACUAAAAGGCGAAAAAACGCUUAUAUGUGACGGGUCUGACUGGAGUGCACCGACACCAUUGUGUAUCCCGUGGAGGCCACCAGUUUCGUGUGACUUUGAAGACCCGGAACUUUGCGGAUGGUCACAUCACGACAAAGACGAUCAGGACUGGAGAUGGAAUACCGGAAAGACAAGUACGUCACGUACGGGGCCUAGCCAUGACCACACACUUGGCGCUGGAGGAGACGGACAUUACAUGUAUUUUGAGACCUCGAGUCCAACAAGGUUUCAACAUAAAGCGAUUUUACAAUCUCCAUUAUAUCCGGCCAACUAUAGUAAACAGGCUUGUUUCACGUUCUGGUUUCACAUUUUAGGGGAAAGUGAUAUAGGAGAUUACCAGGUGUUUGUUAAGCCAGAAAGUGUGCAAAACGUAUCUUCACUUAACGCCUUGUUCCAUGCAAAUGAAGAUCGGGGUGACGUGUGGUAUGAAGAGUUGAUCCGGGUGAAAAAACAGUCAGAACCUUUCCAGAUAUUAAUGGUGGCAACACGUGGGACUGGGUAUAGGAGCGAUUUCGCCUUUGAUGAUGUCUCUCUGGCACGGUGUGCAGAUGCAAGUUCGGAAAUGAGCUCAUCAACAACUAUAAAACAAUCAACGGUAAAAUUAACAACAAGAAUGACGCCACAACCCACAAAGAAAACAACAACACCCAAACCCAUAACGAAAACAACAAGACCCAAACCGACAACGAAAACAACAACACCCAAACCUACAACAAAAACAACAACAACACCAACAACACAUACGCAUCCAACGACAACGAAACCUCCAACAACUGUUAAAACAACAGAAGCACCAAUAAUUCGGAAAUCAACAACUAGAGUAACUACAUCAAAGCCUACACAAGCACCAUCAACUACACGAAAAGAGAUUGUAACAUCUGCACCACAACACACGAACACAACCACAAAGUCAAAACAAACACUUAAACCUAUAAUCAAUCCAAAUCUGCCUGUGUCUCGGCAAGCAAAACACAUUCCUGGUGAGGAUCGAGCCGGGCCGUCGGUCGUUGUAUGGAUAGUACUUGGAGCUGCAAUACUUUUAGUUGUCAUUGGCGUCGCCCUCGGUUACUAUGUAUAUCAACGAAAGCAGAAACAGCAGCGCGAGAAACUGGGCCCACUUUGUUCCACUAACCCGCUGUAUACGGCAGUAAACGGAGGCGAUGACGCGACCGUAAAUUUUGCCGCCGAAGAAUGCGAUUCGUAUUAAACGUAAAUAAAUCGACGGCAUAAUACGAACUGUGAGUAACUCGUAUAAUUAAAAAAAACAAAGAGAGAGAGAGAGAGAUAUAUACAAUGCUUGAGAUCAAAGAAAUUCACAUGUUCUUUUUGAUACAAUAAAAAUAAAAAUUAAUUAGAUAUAAUCAUGACCUGAAUGGUAAUCAAAGCAAAUUAUUAUUUCAUUUGUUUAUAGUCCAUUGCUGUUUUUUUAAAGUGCAUAUAUAUCAUUUGCAGCGUUUGACCAUGAUAUUUUUUGAAUGUUUUACUAUAAAAUGUAUUUGAUUGAAGCAAAUUUUGCCACAUGUAUUUCAUUGAGAUUUAUUUUGCAAAAAUUAUGUGAUCCAUGCAAUUAAGCUCGACCAUUCAAAGAAUGAGAGCUAUUGCACACACCACAGCGUCGACCACCGAUGUCGGAGUCGUUGUCACACAUUGGUAAAGUUUUUUUGCGUGCAAGUUGGUAUCUCCAAAAUUACUGAAUGAAAUGGGUUAAAACUUCACACACUUGUUCUCUGUGAUUGUUUUAAAGGAUGGACACAGGUCCCAUAACUCUAAGUUACCGUUUUACAAAGAUAUUCCCCUUUUCAAGCACUGAGAAUAGUUGAGAGCGCUGUCUUAACGGACAACUCUUGUUUAUGAGGAACAUUAUGUUUUAUUAUGUACAUGUAUUUUAGCAUGUAAAGUUUGGUGUACAUUUAUAUAAUUUUCAUGAAUAUAAAUGAACUUACUUUUUUAUUAGAAGGACCUGAAAACGUGACAUUUCAUAGCAACCAUAUGUCCGCACGUUUAUCACAAUGGACUGACCGUCAAUUGUUUGGACCCCGGCCAAUCAUUGUUGAAAAUAUAACAAUUUUACAAAUGCUAAUAUUUAAAGCACGUUCGUUUAGUAUUGGCAUUUCCAAAAAUGCUAGGAAUUGUCCUUCAGUCGGAUAUUCGAAAAAAUAUGUCGUUCGUGAAAUAGACUCCUUCCAAAGGAAUAGAGCUAAUGUUUUUAGCUAAAUGUAACCGACAAAAACAUGGUGAAUGGCGCCCCUUGUGAGGUCUUUUGUCGGCCAUUUUGUUAUCAUGUGGUAUUAAACUCUCCAUUUUGAUUGGCUUAGGCCUGUCGGUGUACGGAUAGAAACGGUCAAAUACAGGAACGGCGAUGAUUAGCUUUCAAAGUGCCUUUUAGUCAGUUUAUUGGCCGCUGUUUUAUUCGGUAGAUUGUUUUCAGUGUAACUUGCAGUACUCUCUGUAAAAAAAAUCAGGCGUAUGCAGGUUAUUUGUCCGCUGCUCUUUUUGAUAUCUUACGGAUAUGUUGGUUACCUUCAAGACGCCCUUAUAUCUAAAAAAAAUCCAUUUGUAAUAUAUAAUAGUUCAUUAUAAAAAAGAAACUAUCUACAUGUGUAUAUGUCAUCUCGUGUUAUUUACAUUAUUUUUCUUCUAUUUUUUUCCAUGUUAUAUAAUGCUUCAUUUUUAUAGGGAUAUACCUUUCCAUACAACUUUGUACCCACUUCCAUUUCUAUUUGCUUAGACAUGUGAAUGAAAAGGUAUUUAAAUGAAAAUGUUGAAUUAAUCAGUUAAUAUCGGUUUUACAAGCAUACUAUAACAUCGCCUAAUUUUACUAUAUUAUGUAUAUUAUGUUUAGAUUUUAUGAUAAAAAUGUUAAGUAUUAAGCUAUGUUCACAUACUUAAGAUACAUGUAUAUUGUUUGCAGUGAAUACAACAACUUCCGUGCUUCUAGUCUAAACGGGCUUCAUUGUAUUUAAAAUGACACUGUAUAAGUUGAAUUUUUGAAUUUUUUUUUAUUUGACAUGAUGAUUUUGUCAAUGAGAUCUAAUUUCACGGGGGAGGAACUGUUAUACAGAUGAAGGCGUUUUUCUGAUAACUAGUCCGGAGUUCUUUUGAUAACUGUCACGGAAUUCCUGGAAAACUUAAAGUUUUCCGACGAAAUUCGUAACGUUUUCAAGGAACUCCGUUCAGUAAUCAGAAAAACUCCUGGAAAGUUAACAGGAGAACUCCAUUCUCCGUGUAACAGUUACUCCUCCGUGAAUUUGCAUACUUCAAAAGACAAUUGCAACACUUAAUUAAUGCACUCUUAACGCACAAUAUAAUCUCAUGAGGCGAUCAUAUAAUUAAAUGUGUGACGUCAUCAUAUAGUAUUAUACAUGUAUAUAGCUACUUAAUGACCAACUUGUUGACAUUAUUUCUGUUUUUAUUUGGCGUUUAAAAUUAUUUCUCCCAAUAGGAUUGCAGUAUUUCUGCGCCGCUCUUGACCAAUUAAAUUUUGUUAAUGCUCACUAAUGAACACUUACGUUUACUUGUUGUAUGACGUCACUCUUGACGGACUUCCGGUAAGACUAAAGUCUUGUGCAAUUUAUUAAAUUUUUUUGCUACUUUGUGAAUAAAUGUGCAAUAUGUGUAAACACUCGCCUGACAAUUUUUGAUAUGUAAUCGAUCUUGUUAUUGUUUUGCAAAUCAAUUAUACAUAUAUUUAAUAUAUAUUAUCUUUUGAUGAAAUAUUCAUACAAUGUAUGUGGUCAAUAAAGAUAUUGAACUAAC
This is a messenger RNA of Ruditapes philippinarum (Manila clam), 4479 nucleotides long. Its product is annotated as MAM and LDL-receptor class A domain-containing protein 2-like. The record is from RefSeq and is a predicted model, not a curated record. The coding region runs from base 347 to 1930 and encodes 527 amino acids. NCBI's taxonomy places the organism in Eukaryota, Metazoa, Mollusca, Bivalvia, Venerida, Veneridae. The transcript is spliced from 8 exons. Gene Ontology annotation, cellular component: membrane.